This is a messenger RNA of Paramecium tetraurelia, 687 nucleotides long. RefSeq lists its product as uncharacterized. The transcript is spliced from 4 exons. The record is from RefSeq and is a predicted model, not a curated record. NCBI's taxonomy places the organism in Eukaryota, Ciliophora, Oligohymenophorea, Peniculida, Parameciidae.
AUGUAGAAUAACAAAUAUAACCAACUAUUCCCUAAAUCUCUUAGAACUAAGGAGAGUACUAUAACUAAGCAUUCGGAGGCAUUUAGUAUUGGAGAAUCAGGAAUGCUAGAUGCAAAAGAAAAUCUAGAAUUGUCUGUUCUUCGAUAUCCUCAUCCUCAACUAUUUCAAAAUCCUAGUGCUUAGCUAAGCUUUCCUAAUUUCUUAUUUAGUCACUAAUACAAUCCAACGAUGGCUGAGCAUUUAAUGCAAUCAUAAAUGUUGCCUCAAAGUGUGGCUGUUGAAGGAAUGAGGAUAGUUUGUGAGAUUGAUAUUUUAAUGAUGAAACAUUAUUAUAUAUUAAGAGAUUAGAUUUUUAACAAACACAAUUAAACCACUUUGAAAAGAAUGGAUAACAAUUCUAAUCAGAUAGAUUGGAUCAAAGGAAGAUUUUAAUAUAGGUUUAAAGAAAAGAUCAGUAAAAUGAUGUGCAAAUUAGUUGAUGAGGUUAAAUCACUUUUAAAUAAUAAAACAGAGGAUGACUAAUAAAUCAAUAUUGAGAGAUUGAGAUUCCAACCAGAUGAACUAAUAUAACUUGAUAAGGAAAUAAGGGAGAAGGCAUAUGAUUCAUAAGAAUAUUUGGAUCCUUAUAUCAUUUGUGGAAGAAUUGCUAAAUUGAUAGAGAUAUAUUUUAGGAGUUCUGAUUAAUGA